Molecule: messenger RNA, 234 nt
Organism: Neohortaea acidophila
Lineage: Eukaryota; Fungi; Ascomycota; Dothideomycetes; Mycosphaerellales; Teratosphaeriaceae
Exons: 2
Coding region: 1-234 (77 amino acids)
Source: RefSeq, a predicted model, not a curated record
AUGCCCGUCCAGCGCAAAGAAGAAGAGACUCACGGCAACUUGACCGACCAGGUCGCCAAAGAGUCGGAAUCCUCCACCGCCUCCAACCACCCGCUUCACGACACCGACAAGGAGAAGGCGAGCAUCGAGCACCACCAGGCCAACCCGGGCCCCGCCAUCGUCCAGAACAUGCCGGCCGCCGAGAGCAAGGAGGAGUUGAAGAAGCGCUCGCACGAGCUGAACAAGCAGUCGUGA